Molecule: messenger RNA, 1266 nt
Organism: Anneissia japonica
Lineage: Eukaryota; Metazoa; Echinodermata; Crinoidea; Comatulida; Comatulidae
Exons: 4
Coding region: 1-528 (175 amino acids)
Source: RefSeq, a predicted model, not a curated record
AUGUGUAUAAGAGACAGGGCUACGGCAGCAACCACAGAGGCAGAGACAAAAACAGAGACUAAAGCAGAAACUACAGACACUCCAGCAAAGGAAGAGACCAAGGCAGAGGACGCACCAGCAGCAAAUGCUGAGGCAGAGGAAGGGGGUGAGGAAAAGAAAGACGAAGACGGAACAGCAGACGCUAAAUCUUCGAACAAACGUAGUAGGAGGAAAUGGCCUUUUUCAAAAGGCAAAGGUGCUGCAGCAAAGUCAAACACAGGUGGUUCGGAAGAGGCUGGAGCUUCAGGUGAGAAGACGGGUCCUACAGAUGCUGAAAUCGAAGCAGAGUUACAAAAGAAGGCCAAAGAGUUAGAGUCAGAGAGGAACAAACUGAAGGCUAAAGUCGAGCUUCACAAGAAGGUUAUUGACUUGGAAAACGAAGUAAAAGAGCUUAAGGCACAAUUGGCCGAAUACCAAGAGGGGAAACCCGAAGGAGGUGGAAACGUUGUAAAACCAUUCGUAUUUCAAGGGACCGAUGUGACGAAGUAGUAGCAGACAGCAGACUAAAUAUCACCACGCUGCAUGCUUGAUGCUGUCAACCACCCCACCUCUUAUUGGAGAAAAUUAUGAAGGAGUCCAAAAAAAUUCAAAUGGUAACGGUUAUACGCCUACUAACACGUGCCAUGACAACCGAAUAACUGUCGUAAAGGCAAAACUAUUUGAAAUAUUUAUCUUUAAAAUUUAAAUUAAAACCUUAAUCUAAUAAAGCCGAAAUAAUUGGUCGUGGCAUAUCAUAACAUAAGCACAUAUUGUUUGAUAAACCCUAAUAGAUAUAGUGUUAUCCCAUGGAAAAGAAAAGAAAAUGAUUACGUUAUAUUAAGGGCCAAAAUUUCCCUUGACCUUGAAAAUAUAUUAGUAACUUGCUUGUGACGUGUAUAAUACAGUGAGGUUGCAUGCAUAUCAUUCGACGUGGAAAGAGUUUGGUAUUUGUAUAAUUUUAAGAAAGGUAGAUUUGUAUCAUCUAAAAUUAAAGAUAGGCCUACUGUAAAAAAAAGUAAUAGUCUUGGUAAAUUGAGGGCGCCCUGUUGACAAAUAAAUUAUGAUAGUCCUCAAAAUGCUACAGGGCACAUUCACUUUACCAAGUUGCUGAAUUAUGUGAUUACAUUUUGGCAUUAGUGUUAGAAAUAAUAAAUUCGUUAGUUCGAAUCAAUUUCGCCUAUUUUACGAAACUGUGAAUAUUAAUAUUUGAAAUUAAAUAAACCUAUGCACCUUCACCUCUGUGGAAAA